Messenger RNA from Zasmidium cellare ATCC 36951, 2706 nucleotides. RefSeq lists its product as uncharacterized. The transcript has a single exon. Gene Ontology annotation, molecular function: DNA-binding transcription factor activity, RNA polymerase II-specific; zinc ion binding. The record is from RefSeq and is a predicted model, not a curated record. Lineage: Eukaryota; Fungi; Ascomycota; Dothideomycetes; Mycosphaerellales; Mycosphaerellaceae. Bases 1 to 2706 code for a protein of 901 amino acids. Gene Ontology annotation, biological process: regulation of DNA-templated transcription.
AUGGCUAUACCACAGAACACCGACGUUCCCACCUACGUCGUCUACCGAGACACUCCAGCAGGCGAGCCAUUCGACCCAACCUCGCCCCUCCUCUUCUUCCCUCCAAAGGGAUCCGAUGAGCUCUUCGACGCCUUGAGAAUCGCCUUCCCAAAUGUCAAGACCCAUUCCGAGCGUAUGCGAGACGCCAUGAUCCAGUACCUGCUUCAGGAGCGACAAGAUGAGCAGCUUGCAUCUCCUGCUGUGACGAUGGACACCAUGCCAACCAACACCUGGCCAUCGAUGUCCUCGGAUUCCAACUCUACCUGGAGCAGCCCAGAGCUUCUGAAUUUCCCAACUCCAGAGGCUUCUUUCUCAAAUUCGCCUCAGCUGGCUCCCCAACUUUCUCGACAAACCUCCAUCGCCACAUCUAGCCGGGCAAGCCCAACUGGGCCAUCUAUCGAUCAAAUGACGAAUGUCUUCUGCUUGUCGACAUCUUCGCAGCCAAAGCAAAGAAUCAGACGGAAGAUGACCGACGCCGAGAAGGCCGAGUACCGAAAGCGACGUAUUGUAAAGGCCUGCGACAAGUGCGCCAAGCGAAAGCGAAAGUGUCCUCACAACCAGGCUGAAAUGGCCCAGGUUCCAAACAAAUCCCACAACAGGACAGCGAAGCCAUCUUCCAAGUCGACGACCCCAAUCAACGACAGCCAAACUCAAAAGAUGGCUCUCGACUCGGCGACGACCUUCGAUGAACUGGCAAAUUCAUUUGAUCCUAACGAAUUCAUCGAUUUCAACGACUUCAACAUGUUUGAGGAAUCCUACGCAGAGCUCGACAUGAACGACAUGAUCAACUGGAACCAGAACGAACUUUUCACACUAGAUGUGUCGCCACUACAACGAGACUGGUCUUACGGCAGUCAGGCCGACGACUUCACCAUGCUUGAUCCGCGCGCUACCCACCAAGUGGAAUUCAACAACAUGAGUUUCACAACCGGGGAGACGCACGGUGACACUCUCUACAAUCACAGCAGCGAUAGUAGAGGGGAGCAGCAAUCAUUCGAUAAUCUACAAACCUUCGCCCACUUUGAAGAUGUACAUGCCUUGGCUAAGGCCGGCGGUCUAGAUCGCCAAGGCAACAACGAGCAUGCUCAGCAUCUACGCAACAGCGGUGGUACGAAUGGUGGUGGUACUGCCACGAAUGGCAGCGGCAAUCAAAUGCUUUGGGAGCAUCUACGAACUGGCCAGCCCGAACCUCAGCCGGAGAAGCCUGUUCCGACUCACACGGCGCACGUCCACGCUGCAGACAGUAUAGGCUUACACUCUCUCGAUGAACCUAUAGCGCAAUCGCUGGAGACUAAUCAACGCACGCUACCUCAGACCGUAUUGAGGUUGACAAGCACGGCCAAGGCGGUGACGGUUCUACUGCGACUUCUCGGCAACCGCUCACAGGAAUGCUCUUCUGUGACUGUGGACAGGAUCGUCCACUUACUUCGCGAUCGAGAUCUACAGACCGAUGCUCAUCUACAACAGCAUCGCCGUCGCCAAGUGAGCAACAUGCCGGCGCAUCUACAACGCGCGCUCUUCCAGGAGUCAGCACUCGACGACGGCAGGAAGCGUGCAACAGCGCACCCAGAGGAAGUCCAUCUCACCAGAUCGGAUCUGGUCCGAGAAAAAUCUGGUAGUCGUAGGCUCGUACUUUCCCUUUUGGGAGAGUCAGCUACGCCAUUGACAUCCACCUCCGUGUCAGUGUCGUGCGGUGCUCGAAAGAGCCCUGCAGCGGCUGCUCAAGGACGGCCUCAAGAUCUGCUGCAACAACAGUCAUCUGCAGAGCGAGAUGCUGUGCAGACUGAAGUUCGAUCUUCGCUUCCUCGCCGACCACAAACCUCGCUAGGCGAAGGCAUUCCUGCUGAUGCCAAUGCGGCAUCUGAUCUCUACAUGGCCCGUCGUCGUAUCUCGCCGAGAUUGAACAGAUGGACGGAUGUGAAUACCAGCCCAUCAGUGAAUGCUAGUAUACCCGGGACAGACCAACUGUGCAUCAGUGCCACAAGCAAGACUGCCACGCAGAACCAAGCCAGAGCCCAGAAUGCUGCAUUCGGGCAAGAACAGCUCAACACAGACGUUCGACCAUCGAGGUCCACACCGACGCCUCAACCCAAUGGCGGUGCGUACCUGCGGGUUGGGCAAGAGGCGGCAUCUCCAGUCCACACUCGUCCACGCAACCCAACUGCGUCCGGCUUCAGCGGAGAUACAGACGACCACCACGGCGCAGGCAAUACCAACCUCGCCACAGUCUCCCGCGUCGCCUCGUCCCUCGCGCAAGCCGUCGCCAGCGGCCUGCAAGCGCACGAGGCCCGUCUGUCAUGCCACAACACCUACCGCGACCACCACGGCAGAUCCGCGCUCGCCACCCUAUCCUGGAUCGCCGUCCUCGGCGCCCUCUUCAUGGCAACGGCCAUGGUCGGCAUCUCGCCCUCCGUCGCCCUCCUCGCUCUCGUCUACCCGCUCUCCGCCGCAGAAGAGCUGGAAGGCACCACGUCCCGCCAACAGAAACCCGUCCGCUGCUCGAGGAAGAACAGCUCGUGGCUGUCGACGUAUGCGUCGAUGCAAGUCGGGUCGGCGAAGUCGUCGUCUCGGGGACGUGGGAACGAGAAGGAGAAGCUGCCUCAUUCCGCGUGGGUGUUGCGUCCCGAACCGGACCGUGCAGUCUUGCAGGUUGUCGGCGGCGCAUAG